Messenger RNA from Rotaria sordida, 2115 nucleotides. NCBI's taxonomy places the organism in Eukaryota, Metazoa, Rotifera, Eurotatoria, Philodinida, Philodinidae. The record is from the annotation of a GenBank genome assembly.
AUGAAACGUCAUCGAAUAUGUAUUGUAGGUGGUGGUGCAGCAGGUUUAGCAUGUGCACGUGUUCUUGCAUCAGAUGAUUAUAAUUGUGAACCGACUAUUUUUGAACAAAAUCCAUUUAUUUGUGGUCAAUGGCAUUAUGAUCCUGAUGGCAUAUCAGAGACAACAGCUGUUUAUAAAGAUUUAAGAACGAAUUUACCUUGUUCUGUUAUGCAAUUUAGUGAUUUUACAUUUCCAAAUAAUGAACCUGAAUCUUAUAUUAGUUGUAAAGAAGUAGAAGAAUAUUUAAUUGCUUAUGCUGAAAAACAUCAAUUAUUUAAAUAUAUCGUUCUAAAUGCAAAAGUUGAUUCAAUUGAUGAAACAUUUACAGUUACGUAUACAGUACGUACUGAUACAAAGAAUGAAAUAUCUAAACGUCCUUAUCAAAAUUUAUUAAAGAAAAAUGAAUAUUAUGCAGUUUAUUCAGAACAAUUUGAUGCAAUAUGUGUAGCAAACGGUCAUUAUUCUGAAAUGUAUAUCCCAGAUGAUAUUUCUGGUUUAUAUAGUCAAACAUUUCCAAUAUAUCAUUCUCGUUCGUAUCGAGAAGCCAAUCAUUAUCGAGAUAAAUGUGUGAUUGUCGUUGGUGCUAGUCAGUCUGGUGUUGAUAUAUGCGGUGAAUUAGCACCAGUAGCUAAACAAGUAAUAUUAAGUAUGAAAGAAGAAAAUCAAAAGGAUUUUGAACGCGUUCUUAAUCAACUUCGACAAAGUGGAAAACAAUUAUGUACGGAUUAUUUAUCAACAACAUUUUCUAUAGUACCACCUAUUGAACGUAUUGAUAAGGAUACAGUCUAUUUUAAAAAUCAAACUUCAGUUAAACCUGAUUUAAUCAUAUUUGCCACUGGUUAUGAAUAUCGAAUGCCUUUUCUUCAAGGUAAAUUACAAGUUGAUCAAAAUCGUUUAUUAAAAAAUCAUUAUGUUUAUCCAUUAUAUAAACAUUUAUUUCAUGCUGACUUCCCUGAUGGUACACUUUCGUUUUUGGCUAUUCCUUAUCGUAUUGUACCAUUUCCACUUGCUGAAAUACAAUCACAUAUAGUUGCACGUGUUUUAUGUGGAAAAAUAUUAUUACCAUCUCGAGAUGAUAUGUUAUAUCAAAUAGAUCAUUCAUUAUUACAACAUAAUCGAAGAUAUCAUUAUAUUAAUAUGAUUAAUUAUACAGAAAAUUUAUUCGAAAUGAUGAAUGAAACUGUUGCUACUGGUGCUAAUGAAGGAAUUGGAAAAGUAACAGCACGUGAAUUAGUACGAAAAGGUUGGCAUGUUAUUAUUGCUUCACGUAAUAAAGAAAAAGCACAACAUGCUAUUAAUACUAUUCGACAAGAAAUUAAUAUGCCUGAUGCUCCUAUUGAUUUUAUUCAACUUGAUCUUUCAUCAUUGACCAGUAUACGAAAAUUUGUUGAUGAUUUUCAUCAGCGACAAUUACCUUUACAUCUUUUAAUAAAUAAUGCUGGAAUAUUUUCAUCGGAGUUUCGAUUAUCUGAAAUCGGUGAAGAAAUACAAUUUACAACAAAUCAUCUAGGACAUUUUCUUUUAACAAAUUUAUUAUUAGAUGAUCUUCAAGCAUCUAUACCAUCACGUAUUGUUAUUGUAUCUAGUCAUUCACAUUUGCACGUAUCAAAUAUUGAAUAUGAUGAUCAAAAACGUAAUCAACCUUUUCCCACAUCAUCCAUUGGUAAAUUGCGAGCAGGCUAUCAAUGUUAUUGUCAAUCAAAAUUAGCCAAUGUUAUGAUGUGUACAGAACUUGUACAUCGACUUGGGCCUGAAUCGAAAGUCUAUUGCAAUAUUUUACAUCCCGGUGUAAUUAAAACAUCAAUUUGGAGAAAUAAUAAAUGGAGCGAACGUUUGAUAAGACCAUUUAUGCGAUCAAUUGAUAAUGGUGCUAUGACAACACUGUUUGUUGCUACUCAUCCUGAUAUUGAACAAAACAAUAUACGCGGCGCUUAUUUUAUUCCUAGUAAAUUAUUACCACCACCAUAUUGUCGACCGGCUAUAGCUGAAAUGAAUCCAGUUGCAAAUGAUAGACAACAAUGCCAACAAUUAUGGGAAUUAAGUCAACGUUUAACAAAAUUGAAUAAAACGAUUUAA